Molecule: messenger RNA, 1497 nt
Organism: Henningerozyma blattae CBS 6284
Lineage: Eukaryota; Fungi; Ascomycota; Saccharomycetes; Saccharomycetales; Saccharomycetaceae
Exons: 1
Coding region: 1-1497 (498 amino acids)
Biological process (GO): nuclear envelope organization
Cellular component (GO): nuclear envelope; meiotic nuclear membrane microtubule tethering complex
Molecular function (GO): protein-membrane adaptor activity
Source: RefSeq, a predicted model, not a curated record
AUGCAAGCCGAUGAAUCGUUUAUACAUGACGAUGAACUCAUGUCUGAUGAAGAAUACGAUGAUAUAUAUGGUAGUGACUAUGAAUAUGGAUCGGAAAAUGAUUAUGAGAAUGAAUAUGGAGAUGAGUAUGAUGACCACUAUGACAUUCAUUCCAAUAUUAAUUGGUUUUACACAGUAGUACUGUCAAUCAUAUUCAGUUUAAUAAUUUCAUAUUUCAUGAAAAAUAAAAAUUUUACUAAUGUAGAACUAGAUCACACACAUAUCCAAGAACAAAUUAAUGAUAUUACAAGUAAGAGUCAUUCCAUGGGUACCAACUAUUUGCAUGUAUUCCAAGAAAAUCUUCAACAAAUCAUCGAUCAAUUUGAAACACAAAUUAAAAGAAUCGUGCCAAGUAAAGAUACUCAUGAAUUAGAUCAACAAUUAGAUAUGAUUGAUUUACAAUUACAAAAAUUUAAUAGAAUGGUAGAAAAUGAAGAUAUAACCCAAUUCAGUGAGUUUUUAUUUGAACAAUUGAAUACUAAGUUACCCAAUGAUGUUCCUGUCAUUAUAUCUGGAAAUAAACAAGAAUAUUUGAUCAUUCCAGAAUUAUAUUCCUAUAUCGCCAAGAUUCUUGUGUCAAGUUUUUCGAAUAUCCGUACUUCACAACCUGAAGUGGAGGAAUUCCAUUAUGAUGCAAAUAAUUAUAGUGAUGAAAUUAUUACCAACUCUUUAAGAUAUAAAGAUAAACAACAAUUCUUAGAUGAUCUUGCAAUAAAAGUUUCAAGUAUUAAGCAAGAUAUCUUUAAUCGUUUACAAGAAAAUGAAUAUGAUCUCAAUAAACGGUUACAGCUCGUUGAAGAGUGUAUCUGGAAACAAUAUGAAACCAAUCCAUUCCAUUGGAGCGAUGAGUUGAAUUUUAUUACUUAUUCUACGGGUAGUCAAAUCAUAAACCAUCUAACCUCCAAAACAUAUUCUAAGGGAAACAGUGUGCCAGUGACAGAUCUAUUACUGGAUAAUUCCCCAGUAGCAGGGAACACGAACACCUAUUGGCAAUGCUCCACUUCUGAUCACAAGGGGAAGUGCUCUUUGGCUGUAAGAUUCCGCUCCCCUGUAUAUCUAAGUAAAUUGUUUUAUAUCCAUGGCAGAUUCAAAAAUAACGUCCAUCUGAUGAAUUCUGCACCACGAACUAUUUCCAUUUACAUUAGAUUGUCCACUCAGCCAGCACUCAAUACGAAUUCUCAAGAUAUCAUUGAAAUAGCUCGUCAAUAUGGGGUGGGCCAAACCCAUCCGCGUGAUAACGGCUAUUUCAAACUCGGAACUUUAAACUACGACAUGUUAAACCCUCAACUGAUUCAAUCUUUCCAAAUACCGUUAUGGUUCUUACGAGAACGAGUAGCAACUCAUUCCAUCUUAUUCCAAGUAGAAGAGAACUAUGGUUGUUCAGAUUAUACCUCAUUACGUGCUUUUGUGGCACACGGUUUUACUGGCGCCGAUCUUGCGUCGACACCCAUCACGUGA